GCAGAAAACACCAAGACAAACAGCAUACACCAGACAAGAAUCAAUUCACAAGACCAUCCAUUAGCAACCAUGAAGGGCAAGAAGGAAGACCCCAACGCGCAGCCGAGACGGGGCUCGCAACCCAAGGCGCCCACCGGGCUCAGUGACGAGACGGCCGUCGAGACUCACGACCUGAUCCACAGGGCCGAGGAGGAGGAGCAGAAGAUGCACGGCUCUCAUGCUCUGACGCAGCCCGACUCUGGACCUAGCGAGGGCAAGACUGCCGGCCAGCAGCACCAGUCAACAAUGGAAAAGGUCAAGAAAGCAUUGCACAUGGAAAAAUAA
Fusarium keratoplasticum is the source of this 324-nucleotide messenger RNA. RefSeq lists its product as uncharacterized. Lineage: Eukaryota; Fungi; Ascomycota; Sordariomycetes; Hypocreales; Nectriaceae. Bases 70 to 324 code for a protein of 84 amino acids. The transcript has 2 exons. The record is from RefSeq and is a predicted model, not a curated record.